AUGGCGACCGCAUCGACAGUCCUAGCCUUAAAAGGCACCGUGAUCCAGUAUCCAUGGCACUCACUCGGUAUCUCAGUUCUGGUUGUACCAAUCCUCUACAUCAUUCUCAAUGAAUUCAUUCGUUCCUCCGCCCGUGUUAAGGGCAUGGGAGGACCACGCGGAUUCCCAUUAAUUGGAAACCUAUAUCAGAUUCGAGUCAACGCAGCAGAGCAGUACCGGAUCUGGUCUAAGAAGUUUGGAGCUGUUUACCAGAUCCAGCUGGGGAAUGUUCCCGUCGUGGUGGUUAACUCAGCUGCAUCUGCGAAGGUGCUUUUUGGACAGAACGCUCAAGCUUUGAGUUCGCGACCGGAGUUUUAUACCUUCCAUAAGAUCGUUUCCAAUACUGCAGGUACUACCAUCGGCACAUCACCCUACAGCGAUUCCCUGAAGCGUCGCCGCAAGGGAGCCGCAUCUGCACUGAACCGACCCUCCGUUGAUUCCUACGUCUCGCACCUCGAAGUUGAAUCGAGAGCCUUCGUGGAGGAACUAUUCCGAUAUGGCAAAAGCGGCAAGAGUCCCGUCGAUCCGAUGCCUAUGAUCCAGCGUCUGAGUCUCAGUCUCGCCUUAACAUUAAACUGGGGUGUUCGAAUUGCCUCACAAGAAGAAGAACUUUUCGACGAGAUCACGCACGUUGAGGAAGAGAUCAGCAAAUUCCGCAGUACAACCGGUAACCUUCAAGACUACAUUCCACUUCUACGAUUGAACCCAUUUAGCACGAACUCCGCCAAGGCAGCAGAGAUGCGAAUCCGACGUGAUCGGUACCUAGGAUCACUGAAUCGCGAUCUAGACGAUCGAAUGGAGAAAGGGACCCACAAGCCGUGCAUUCAAGCGAAUGUGAUUCUGGACAAGGAAGCCAAGUUAAACACCGAAGAACUUACCUCGAUUAGUCUAACGAUGUUAUCUGGAGGUCUGGAUACAGUAACCACACUAGUCGCAUGGAGCAUAGGGCUUCUAUCACAACGCCCCGAUGUCCAAGAUAAGGCUGCCAAGGCCAUUGCGGAAAUGUAUGGCCAGGAUGAGCCCAUGUGUUCAUCGGACGACGAUCAAAAAUGCGCCUAUGUUGCAGCUUUGGUUCGGGAAUGUCUCCGAUAUUUUACUGUGCUCCGACUGGCUCUACCUCGUACAUCAAUUCGGGAUAUAACCUAUCAAGGAAUAGUGAUCCUUAAGGGAACAGUAUUUUUCUUAAAUGCAUGGGCCUGCAAUAUGGAUCCCGAAAUCUGGACAGAUCCAGAGUCAUUCCGACCGGAGCGCUGGUUAGAGCAACCUGAUGCACCAUUAUUUACGUAUGGGAUGGGAUACCGGAUGUGUGCAGGCUCCUUACUUGCAAACCGCGAACUUUACCUAGUGUUUAUGCGGACGCUGAAUAGUUUCCGAAUUGAACCGCACGAUGAUACGGAUUGGCACCCAGUUCGAGGAUGUUCGGAUCCGAGUAGUUUGGUGGCUAUUCCACAAAGGUAUCAGGUGCGAUUUGUGCCCAAAGAUCCAGUGGCGUUGGGGAAAGUGUUGGUUCAAUCAUAA
Penicillium malachiteum is the source of this 1557-nucleotide messenger RNA. RefSeq names its product cytochrome P450. The record is from RefSeq and is a predicted model, not a curated record. The coding region runs from base 1 to 1557 and encodes 518 amino acids. NCBI's taxonomy places the organism in Eukaryota, Fungi, Ascomycota, Eurotiomycetes, Eurotiales, Aspergillaceae. The transcript has 4 exons. Gene Ontology annotation, molecular function: monooxygenase activity; iron ion binding; oxidoreductase activity, acting on paired donors, with incorporation or reduction of molecular oxygen.